This is a messenger RNA of Peromyscus californicus insignis, 3975 nucleotides long. RefSeq names its product unc-93 homolog A (gene Unc93a). Bases 44 to 1423 code for a protein of 459 amino acids. The record is from RefSeq and is a predicted model, not a curated record. The transcript has 8 exons. Lineage: Eukaryota; Metazoa; Chordata; Mammalia; Rodentia; Cricetidae.
UCAUUCACUGACAUCCACUGGUGGUGACACAUCUAUCUGCAUAAUGGAGAAGAACUUAUGGAAUAUCCUGGUGGUUUCUUUUGGAUUCUUCCUUAACUUCACGGCCUUUGGAGGCCUGCAGAAUCUGCAGAGCAGCCUCUACAGUGAGGAGGGCCUGGGGGUGGCGACACUCAGCACCAUCUACUGUAGUAUGAUGCUCUCCUCCAUGUUCCUCUCACCUCUCCUCAUCAAGAAGUUUGGCUGCAAGUGGACCAUGGUGGGCUCCAUGAGCUGCUACUUGACCUUCUCCUUGGCCAACUUCUACGCCAACUGGUACACCCUGAUCCCCACCUCCACCUUGCUGGGCCUGGGUGCAGCUCCUCUGUGGGCAUCUCAGUGUACCUACAUCACCAUCGUGGGAAAUUUGCAAGCGAAGAAAGAGGGGAAGUUUGGCAAGGAUGUGGUGAACCAGUACUUUGGUGUCUUCUUUCUUAUAUUCCAAUCUUCUGGAGUAUGGGGCAACCUGAUUUCCUCACUGGUAUUCAGCCAGACGCCCACUCAUGUGACCAUCCCAGAUUCCCAGCUCCAGUCCUGUGGAGCCAAAGACUGCCUGAUGGCGACCGUGGCUUCCAAUAACACCUCUAAACCCUCCAAGCAACUGAUCUACACCCUGCUGAGCAUAUUCAAUGGCAGCAGUAUCCUGGCUAUCCUACUGUUGAUCGUGUUUCUCGAGUCUGUGGAAGAAAGAAUGGAGAAUGAGGGAGAGGCAGGGUCCAGAUCCCCACCUCUCCGGUCGGCUUUACUGGCCACCUUCAUGCUGUUUAAAAAUGACAAGCGUCUGUGCUUCCUGAUCCUCCUGCCGCUGUACAGUGGGAUGAACCAAGGGUUCAUCUAUGGAGAGUACACAAAGUCUUUUGCUACCUGUGCCCUGGGAAUCCAUUUUGUGGGCUACGUGAUGAUCUGCUUCUCAGGUGCCUCCUCACUGUGCUCCCUGCUGUAUGGGAAGAUCUCCAAAUACACGGGCAGGGCUGCACUCUUCGUGCUGGGUGCUGUCAUCCACUUCUCCUGCUUUAUCGCCCUCCUCCUGUGGCACCCAAACCCGGCUCAUCUACCUGUCUUCUUUAUCCUUCCUGGCCUGUGGGGAAUGGCAGAUGCCGUCUGGCAGACACAGAACAACGCUCUUUACGGUGUCCUGUUUGAGAAGAACAAAGAAGCUGCUUUUGCCAACUACCGCCUUGGGGAAUCCCUAGGGUAUGUCAUCGCCUUCGGGUACAGCUCGUUUCUGUGUGUGAGCACCAAGCUCUGCAUUCUCUUGGGCGUCUUGAUUGUGACCAUGAUGGCUUACGGGAUUGUUGAGUACCUGGAACCCAAGACUACUAACAAGUCCGUGGCUACAGAAGACAAAAGCCAGGCAGAAAAAGAAGAAAUGAAGACAGAAGUGUGAGUGCAGCCACGCCAUGGCCAGAGACUCAGCCUGGAUCAGCAGAGCAGUUCCCUGUAGCAACAUUCAGUAGAUAGACUCAGACAUUCAUGAUUGUUUCAGCAAUACGUGGACGAUCAUGUGUAUUUUCUACUUAUUUUCUUCAAUUGGACAAAUUCCCGUCCAUUUUUCUACUCACAGAGAUCAAGAGUAUGUGCCAAGGACUGGGAAUGUAGCCUAGUGCUGGCGUGCCUGCUUAGCAUGCACAAGUUCAGUCCCUAGUACUACAGAACCAAAGCGGUGACUAUGUACAGGGCCAGGGAAAUGGCCGUCAGUAAAGAGCUUUCCAGACCAAGCAUGAGGACACCAGUCGGAACCCUUGACACACAUGUUAUAAAAGGGGGGUGGUGGUGGUAGUAAUGGUAAUGUGUACUUGGAAUGCUAGCACUGACUGGCGGGGCAGAGGCAGAAAGAUCCAUGGGGCUCAUUGGCUGGCCAGACCGAGGAGCUCCUGGUUCAGUGAAAAUCUUGUCUUAGGAACUAAGGUUAACAGCAACUGGGGUCACCUAAUGUCAACCUUUAGCCUAAACACACACACACACACACACACACACACACACACACACACACACACACACACACACACGGGCUUGCCAUGUCAGGGAUUGUGCGUGUUAGAGGCCAUUGGAAGGAUUGCAAAUGGUGUGCUUGAUGCUCAACUAUCACUGUGGUGAAGUCAAACAUAAUUCAUGCAUAGUACCUGCCAGGUGCUCAUGCUAUGGCCAUGGUGGAAUCAGACCUGGCACGAGUGUCACAUACCACACGUGAUCAUAUAUAGUCCUACAGCCACCGUCCGCUACAGCCACCGUCCACUACAGCCACCAUCCACAUUCAUCAUCCCAGCGGCUUCUCUUCACUCUUCCUCACCCUGAACAGCUCUAUCAGUGACAACUGCCUUUUUUCCACACACACUUUUUUCUCUGAGUCCCUGGCACCUUUGCCCAGACUCCCAUGUGAUUUUGACGUGUCUUCCUUCUCUUCUUUUACCACCAUGUGGAAUUUGGCCAUUUCUGAAGAGGUCAAAUUCAUGUAGAAGGCAUUCAACAGGGCAAAGGACACUCGCAUCCCCUCUAGCUUGGAGGCUCAGGAUUGUGUAGACAAGUCUUGCGUGGGAACAGGUGUGAGGUGAACUUGAUUUAGAUGUACCCCCUGAGGACCCCAAUACAAAGAGGAAGGCAGGAAAUGCAUAUGUGUAAACCUGAGGAGACCACAGAGCUGCCAGCAGGUCCCCAUCAUGGUAGAGUCCUCUGGUAUGGGUCUGAGACAGAGCCACAAGCAGUACUAAUUUUAUUUUAUUUUUCAGGAGUGGCUGGGAGGAACUACCAUAGGCACUACCUGAUGAAUGCACUGGGUGACUUGCUAUCAAAUAUCUCAUCUGUGUGGGUGGGCUAACCUGGCCUAAGAUUGUGGAUUGUCUGUAUGUCUUAGUAUUCCCACACAGAAUACAGUAUUCCUUAGAGAGUAAUACUUUCUGUCUUCCAGUGAGCUUUCCUCAUCCCCAGCUAGUGCCCUGAGAGCGUCAGUGACAGAGGUGGGGACAUUUUUAAGAUAGGAAGCUGGGAAGAUCUACCCGUACUAUGCACACGUGUCCCUGCAGCCUAAGGCGCUUCAUGCAUGCACAAUCCCCACGCCCUGAGUCACUGUGCAACAUCCUGAGAAAGGCACAGCAUCCUCAAGAGGAGCAGGUUUGGGGUCAUUGACAGCGGACGUGGAGACCUGGACCUCAUCCUCUGCUGAUGAGAACCCCAGCGCCCGCUGCUGUUCUUGCUUAGGAAGGUCUUCCCGUCUGGGCCUCUCAUCUGAGACAUCAGCCUUGUUUGCUCCUAGUUCAUCCUUAAUGCAGAGAAUGCAGAACAGGCUCACAUGCCACACAGGACUGCACCACAUGAACAGAUUAGGAGCUUCAUUCCUUCACCUGACAAGUGGUCUUAGACACGGCCAGCAAAGCCGGGCAAAGCAAUAAUAUUCCACUCUGGAGAAACUGCUCUUUUCCACAGUGUGAAAUGAGUCCGUGGGCAACUGGUGUCACUAAGCAAUAAGACAGGAAACACAACAAGAGGGUCAGCACCAGCUUUGUAGAUGUAUCCAACCUUCUUAUUAAAUAAGAAACACAAAACCAAUGCAAAGAAGAAAGCCAAGAGGUCAGAGCUAAGAGCUAAAACCUUACCCUUCCUCCUGCGGUGGUCCUACCUCUCCGAACCAGAGCUACCCCUGUGUUAAAGUCUUUAUAUAGAGUUCCUGUCCUGCCUUCUCAUUGGUUGUAAACCCAACCACAUGACCGCCUCCUCACAGCCUGUCUGUAUAGGCCUCCAGGUUUUCCAUGGUUGGUAUUAAGAUUAAAGGCAUGUGUAUCCAAUAAUGGCUGUAUCCCUGAACACACAGAGACUUACCCAGCUCUGCCUACCAAGUGCUGGAAUUACAAGCGUACGCCACCACUGCCCUGCUUUCCUAUGGCUUGCUAAUAGCUCUGACCCCCGGGCAACUUUAUUAACAUACAAAUAACAUUUUAAUACAAA